Molecule: messenger RNA, 1057 nt
Organism: Dentiscutata erythropus
Lineage: Eukaryota; Fungi; Glomeromycota; Glomeromycetes; Diversisporales; Gigasporaceae
Source: the annotation of a GenBank genome assembly
CGUGUUUGAUAAAAUUAACCAUUUUGUCUUUUUGAUAUUAAAAAAACGUGUUCAAGAGAGUCAUAAUAGCGUUGAACAUACGAUCAAUCCACCACAACCUUCAAUGAUGCUCGACUGUUUUGCUGCUUGCGCGUUUCAUUAUGCAUUCCUUACCAAAGGAACCAAGGAACGUGAGACAAGAGAAGAACUAACGAGUUCGACUCAUAUUCGAUUUGAUGACUAUAGUGAGAGAAGGUUUAGUAGUGGUUCUUCACCUAAUGACAAAAGAGCUAGUGUGAGAGAUUUUCGUAUGAGCACGUCAUCUACGUCAUCUCGUAUAACACAUUAUGAUAGAAACGAAUCAUAUAUUCGUGAUUACGAUCGAGAUUAUGAUCGAAAUUAUGAUCGAGGUUAUCAUGAUCGCGACGACCGUGACCGUGAUCGUGGAGACGAACCUUAUCUUAUUACAGGAAUGAUAAUGAUAUCGUUUGGUUCUUCAUUUCUUAUGACAUAUGGACGCAAUAUACGAAGUGUAGUCUUGUCAAAACCUUCACUUAUAGGUGGAAUAAUUAUCGGAAUUAUAAGAGUAUUAACAUUUUUUGUCGGUACGAUUGGCUUCUUUGCACCUUUUAAACGCUUCCACAAUUGGUUGAUAGCGCAAUUUGUCUGUAUAGCUAUGACAUCAAUUGCUCUUUUGAUUUUGGGUGCUAAAAUUUGGUUUAAAACUCUUGACGAAAGGAAUUUCUUUGAAAAUGUAUGGAUAGGGUGGAUGAACGGCACUAGAGCAAGAUUCCAAGAUCAGCUUAACUGCUGUGGGUGGGAAUAUCCAUUGUCCUAUGGGGUCGUAUCAAGAGGAUGCCUAGAUCUCCAACAGGCUAAUGCAACUAUGUUUGGGGGUUGUGAUAAUCUGAUAAUAGGAGCAGGCGAUAAAAUCUCUCGUGAAAUAUUCACUUUGUUAUUCGGAUUUAUAGCAAUAGAUAUAAUUACAUUCCUUGCCAUAAGUGUACUUAUCCACGCAAGGAAAAUAGUGGAACGAUUUCGUAAGAUUGAAGAGAAAAAUUUAAUGUUGCUUUUAUAA